AUGGCUGAAAUAAACGUUACUAGCCUAAACAGCACCGGCCUGGAAGUCCCAAGCUUUGAGGCACUCCAAAAUCAUACACGCGAUAUGCGGCGAGCACGGCCACCAGACAUAACCGUUUUGAAGAGUGAGAACAGAGUGCCACUACGAGCAGAGAAAUUAGCGAAGCGUGAGUCCAGACUUGGUUUGAGAAAUAUCUUUGGCAAGUCCAAAACUGGAAAGGAUGGCGGCCAAACAACGACGCAAGGGGCUUCUCCCCCACAAGAACCACCUCGACAGGGUGGAAUACGUACUUCGUUAGCAGACCUCGGCAAUUGGCCUCAGAGACUCCAGUCUUCUCGCUCAGAGCUGUCACUUCUAAGCUCACCGCCAUCUUCAGCUGGGUUGGCCAAGGUCGAAACUCCUACGCUCUCUCGGACACGUCAGGAUAGCCUUGGUGCUCAUAGGGCUAAGCUUCGUCAGUCAACGGUACCGAAAACAAUAGGCCCAGUCACUGGGUUUGAUCCACCGCCGUUGUUCCAAAUGUACCCCCAAGCGAUAAAGCAUGCCACGCUACCCGCGUGCGUUGCCUCCAUUGAUGGCCUAUUCCGUCGCAGCGAGACCAAAAGUAGCUCAUUAUCGAAUGGUGUUUCACGGGUUGAUCUUGUUCAAGACCAUGGUGACGUAACUGUAUUUGACCGAAAGGGCGACACAGAGAAGAAAAAGAGGGCCAAGUUUGCUACGGAAUGGACGAGCAAGAUUUAUGCGCUGGUUACGUCUGGAUACCUACUCCAGUAUGCGGCAGAGGGUUCAUUCGAUAGGUUACCCGAGAAGGUUCUCAACCUCAACCGAGACUCAGCUGCCUAUGCUAGUGACCUCAUCCCUGGAAAACAUUGGGUUGUUCGAGUGACCUCAACCACAGACGCUGAGGGGAACCCCAAUUCUGACUCAAAAUCUCUCAGAUCUAAGCUCGCCAUGCGAGGAAUCGAGAAGCGGCAGGUGUCUAAUAUGUUGCUUGUGUUCGAUAACCCUGGUAGUAUGGAUUCGUGGCUUGCCAUAUUGAGACGGGAGAUUGAGUCUCUGGGCGGUAAAAAGAAACUUUCAGAGACUGGGAAGCCCGAGGUCGGUGCCAAUGCUGCAACGUUAAGAACCCAAACAAGUCAGAGGAACCUUGUCACUCGGGACUCGGCUCGCUUCUCGCGCAUCAUCUCACGGGAUUUCUCGUGGACUCAAGAGAAUGCCCUCGUGGAUCCUACCGAGAACGAUUUUGUAGAACACCCAUUAGACCGACUGUCAGAAUCGACUUUGGAUGAUGGCUCGAGCAUGGUUUCGUCGGACGGCCAACGCCUAGAUAGCCUACGUGAUAGUGGAAGCAACGUAAGCAAUAACCGGCUGUCCUAUAUCUCAUCUGGGCAACGGACGAUUUUAUCAUCGGCAGAAUCGUCUCCGACAAGCUCACCUAUCCGAGCGAGCUUUUCAAGUAUGGGAGACGACUACCCAACCCAGACAAGCUUGUCAGUACUACCGUCAGUGCCUGAGGUUCAGCCUCAGCCUCGCCCUCGCCCUAACGCCGCGGCAAUUGCCAGUCGUAGACAAUCGAUCCAAAAGGUGAUUCCCGGGUUCGACCCUCGCCUAGAUGCGAGUAGCCGUCCGCUUCCGACUACUUCAGCCUCUUUGUCCCACGGCCAUGUUCCCAACUUUAGUGUGCCUCACACUGUAAAUAGGCGGUAUUCCUCCUUGAACUUCUCGACCGUCGCCUCCAGAGCGGAUCAGCCAGAAGGGCUUGACCGGGAUGGACCUAUGAAACCAUUCCGGAAGACUCCACCAACGAAGCCACCAACAAAGCUUUCUAUUUCUCGCCCACUUUCUAUUGUUAUUGACCAACCGUCGCCUAUGUCACCUGUCGGCUCUACUAAUCGCAUUCCUGUCAUAAAAGUGCCCGAUUCGCCUUCUAUGUUCGUACCUCGGACGAGUAAUGUUCCAACGCUGAGUCCGCCCGGAAGGAUAGAAGUCGCUAGAAGUCUCAUUCCUUCCCCGCAGAUUAAGGAAGGACGACCAAUCAGUCGCUCUGUGAGCCCAGGAUACCGUGUCGAGACCAGCAGCCGGCCUCGACAGCGAGGCGGAACAUAUCCGCGGCCCGAAACAGGUAAAUCCUACUUCGUUAGGCCAAAGCGAGCCAAUACCAUAGAAUUGAUAGAGGCUCCGGAGCAGAUACGGAGAGCUGCUUCAUCUCUGGAGAUGCGGAGUUUAGCAACUCCAGGACUUGCGCAAUCACUCCAUAAACGCACGAGUUUGCUAGCUGAAAAUCCGACUCCUCAAAAUCGUAACUCAAUCGCUUCUCCCCAGCAGUCCAGCUUGGCCUCUAUUGAGGAGCCUGCCUACACUCUGACGCCACCGCAAAUAUUCUCACCUAAACGCUCGGUGCCUUCACUCAAGUCCACGCAACAUGAAGCCUCGGCAAAGCAGUUCCUAGCAGUCAACUCUAGCCCAAAGGCUCUCUUGACUAGGAGGAGCAUGCCUCAUCUAGCCGAUGGACCUCCUCCGGCUCCUCCGCCGACUUGUGCUCUUCCUCCGAUCCCGAUGAAGCGUCCGGUCAACCAACCCAGGAGCAUCAGAGCACAAUAG
Molecule: messenger RNA, 2601 nt
Organism: Hypoxylon fragiforme
Lineage: Eukaryota; Fungi; Ascomycota; Sordariomycetes; Xylariales; Hypoxylaceae
Exons: 1
Coding region: 1-2601 (866 amino acids)
Source: RefSeq, a predicted model, not a curated record